Molecule: messenger RNA, 1458 nt
Organism: Coccinella septempunctata (seven-spotted ladybird)
Lineage: Eukaryota; Metazoa; Arthropoda; Insecta; Coleoptera; Coccinellidae
Exons: 2
Coding region: 622-1080 (152 amino acids)
Source: RefSeq, a predicted model, not a curated record
AAAUACAACAUACUGCAGAUAACUAUACAGUAGCGUGGAGUACUAUAUGCGAAAGAUUCAACAAUACAAAAAAGUUAUUGCACGACCAUUUAGGUGCAUUGCUAUUUUCUGAACCUAUUCACAAGGGUUCCUGCGAUAAGUUACAGCAAUUAGCUGACAAUAUUUCUCGACAUUUAGGCGCUAUUGAGCAGUUAGGACAAUCAGUCGAAAAUUGGGAUUGCUUAUUAAUUUUCUGGAUAUCACAGUUUUUAGAAAAAUGAGUUACGCCGUUGUAAGGUUCAUUAAGGAAUCGAAUAAUGGCGAUGUGGUGGUCUCAGAGGUUGCGAUAGGCUGGCUCUCUGCAGAUCGCAAGGAAUGUAGAUGGCCACUUAAUAACAGUAAAAUAUAUAUGACCAAAAACGGACCAGCUUCUGACAAUUGGACAACAUAUCCUGUAGAAGUUGAGUGUGUUUGUGACACACUGAGUGAAGCCAAAAUGAAGGCCCUGAGCUGCUCUUCAGAUGAAGAAGGAAAUGUGAAAUAUCCUGAAUUUUAACGAUAAAAUACGUUCCAAAACCGCGAAUUAUAUAGUGAAAAGUGAAAAAAGACACAUUACAAGUGAGUUCGGAGGCAGUGACUCUUAUGAAUCGCGAGUUAGCGAAAUCGGUGCAAGAUUUGAACACUGAAAUAGUGCAAAAAUACAUUAAAAAGGCUUCUGAAGCCAUGAGUGAAUCCGCGAUGAGUGCGGAUUCGAGACCGCAGUCACCUACAACAAGCGUGAAAAGAAGAAGAAUAACAGACUCCGAAAACCCGGAGUUCUCGCAUCCUAAACAAAGGAGCAGGAGGAACUCCCUGACAAGAGCAAAGCCACACCCUGUCACGCUCAGAAACAACUACGAACAACUACCAAGGGAGGAAAAAGAUUAUAGCACCGGACAAACGAACAGAGCAAUAAGAAAGCCCAAAAGACCCCCACCAAUAGUGAUUCAGGGGAUCUUCAAAAAGCACCUAAAUAUCACUAUAACAAUUAGAAAAAUCAUACAAGGGAAAUUCCUGAUAAGAUACAGCAAAAACGCAUCAAAUAUUUACUGCGACGACUAGGCCGACCACCAAAAACUGGUAGAAUAUUUUAAAGGGUGCAAACAGGAAUUCCAUACAUACACCAACAAAAACGAGACGAAUCGAGCCUUCACGUUAAGAGGGCUCGAAACAGAACCGGAAGAAGAGGACAUAAAAGAGGAACUAGAGAAGGAGUACAAUAUACCAGUAAAAGCAGUGCAUAAACUAAAAGGCACCAGAUCCCCGAAUUACAUGGUCAUCACGGACAACUCUGUCACCGUGAGGCAGCUCAGCGCUACUGUCAAAUCAGUGCUGUUCACAGCUAUUAGAUGAGACAGAUAUAGUAACAAUAAAGAAAUCAUCCAAUGUCACAGAUGCCAGAACUGGGGCCACGCAACCUCCCAUUGCUACAGGGAGGUC